Lodderomyces pseudojiufengensis is the source of this 1125-nucleotide messenger RNA. RefSeq names its product Mtla2p (gene MTLA2). Gene Ontology annotation, molecular function: DNA binding. Lineage: Eukaryota; Fungi; Ascomycota; Pichiomycetes; Serinales; Debaryomycetaceae. The coding region runs from base 1 to 1125 and encodes 374 amino acids. The record is from RefSeq and is a predicted model, not a curated record. The transcript has 4 exons.
AUGAUUGUACAUACAUUCAACUUCCCCAAAUGCAGACCAGAGGAAGUGACGAAUAUCAAAUGUCUCACCAACAGAGAAUCAUUUCCAGCGAUUUCCGUUAAUGUUACUCCAAAUUCAUAUAAGUCUGACUUCAUUCAAGUUGCUUCUCCAAGUGGAAAUUCCGACGAAGAAAAGAUCACAUUCAGAUCAAGAAACAAUUUUAUAAUAGCUAGAAGCACGUUGGCAAAUUUAGUUCAAGAAAAACAGUCCAAUUUUGAGAAAGUUUCCAAGUUGGUUUCAAUAGUACUCAACGUUUCUUUCAAACUUUACUUUGAAUAUCUCGCUAUACUAGAAUCCUACUGGUACGAAAAGAAAAGUUCGACUCUCCAUUCUCCAAAAAAAGCCAAAAAUAUAGUUGGUAUAAAGUAUUCUGAAAUUUUCACCAGCUUAUAUCCAGAGUCUUCAGUAGAGACGAAGAUGAAACCUCAGAAACAUCGAUUUAGGUUGACAAAUGCUCCUGUUAGGACACGGAAGAGAUUGGUUAAGAAAAAAGAGUCAGUUAAAGGAUUCAAAAUUGGCAAAACGUCCUACAGUUGUAAUUAUGGUAUUUUGACACAAGAUAUUUUUAAAGAAGAGCUAGCCAAAGGCGAAAGCUUACUUAAUGAUAUCAAUGAACUAAAACAACUUACAAGUCUCAUUCGAGAAUUUGGAGAACAAGAAAACCAAUCUACUCAAAUUGGUAAUGAUUUAAAUGAAAAAUAUUUUGAUCCUCGAUUGGAUUGGGCGUUGAGUCAACUACAAUCUACUUUAGAAACCAUUCGAAAUUUUGAAGGCGAAAGUUCACUUUUGGUGUCCAGUGAAUCUGCUCAAGAGUUCGAGUUGAAUCAAAUUUCAAUAACAGUAAGUGGAACAGACAAACUAAUGGAAACUGUCAAUAACAGUGCCGACAGAAAAGUCACUACCGAGCUUGGAAAGCCCAGAAAGAGGUUAGCUAGCUCCGCAAAGAAUUUACUUGAACAAAUAUUCUUAGUACAGCAAACACCAAACAGGAGGGAAAGAGAAUUGAUUGCGAGAAAAUGCGGAGUAACACCUUUGCAAAUUAGAGUGUGGGUAUGUAUUUACGAUCAAAAUUUUUAUAAAGUAUAA